GGCACGGCCUCCUGACUGACAGCUCGCGCAGCUGGCGCCUCGGAAGGACCCGGCUCUCAGGCCCGCGCAGUGGCCGCAGCGCCGAGCCGGGAAGCAGCCGUUCGCUCCCAGGUCCGACCCGUCGGCCGGUGCCCGCCGCGGUUUUGGGGAAUACAGUUGACUCUGGAACAGCAGGUUCAACGGGUUUGAGCUGCACGGCUUGCUUAUAUGCAGAUAAUACAGUACCGUGUCACACUGAGUAACGUCUGUGAAAACCUAGCAUUUGUGGGUGACCAUUGCUGAGCUUUCCUUGUUGGCUGAUCUCUACUGUAAUAGGAAUUAGGAAACCUCUUUAAAUGCUGUGGAAUAAAUGUCUAAAUCAGACAUUGCCUGCAUCACCCCCAAACAGGGAGACCCCUGGAUUGCGUCUUCUUCCGUAGUGAUGGGCAAGAGAGGAUUUUAUUUAUUUAUUUGAGAGAGAGCAUGAGAGGGAAGAGGGUCAGAGGGAGAAGCAGACUCCCCGCUGAGCAGGAAGCCUGAUGCGGGACUCGAUCCAGGGACUCCAGGAUCAUGACCUGAGCCGAAGGAAGACAUGCACGCGAGUUUUUCAUCUCUGUCUCCUUAAAACCACAAUGGCUCAGAAGGAAGGAAGCCCUGGUUACAGAAGGCCUGUCUUUUUCCCUCAAGGUCACUCGAUGCCCUAGGGCCACGAGCGCUGCCCCUGAGGACUCCUGGUGGCCAGCAGCUCCGAAGCCACUCAGGCGCUUGGCCUCCAGCUCCCACUGACACAUCCGGGCAUCCUGUCUGCUGGCCUUCCAGCCUUCCAGCCUACCCGAACCAUGGAGGCCCCUGAGGUCCCCGUGGGAGCGCUGAUUGACUUCGGGACUGAGCCGUCCCCCUCCUCGCCCCUAGAGACACUGCCUCCGAAGCUGCGGGAUGGGGACAGCUCCCAAGGCGAUGGUGCUUCGGAGAGCGAGACCACAGAGUCUGCGGACAGCGAGAAUGACAUGGGCGAGUCGCCCUCACACCCGUCCUGGGACCAGUACCGCCGCUCCUCCUCCAACGAGUCCUUCUCUUCCAACCAGAGCACCGAGUCAGCCAAGGACGAGGAGACCCUGGAGUUCCGGGAGUUCAUGCGCAGCUACGUGGAGAAGAUCUUCUCUGGAGGGGAGGACUUGGACCAGGAGGAGAAAGCCAAGUUUGGAGAGUACUGUAGCAGUGAGAACGGAAAGGGCCGCGAGUGGUUUGCUCGAUACGUGAGUGCCCAGCGCUGCAACUCCAAGUGUGUCUCGGAGCCGACCUUCUACCGCCUGGUGCAGUCUUUCGCCGUGGUCCUGUUCGAGUGUCAUCAGAUGGACGACUUCGGGCCUGCCAAGAACCUCAUGACCAUGUGCUUCACCUACUACCACAUCGGUAAGCCGCACCUGCUGCCUUCUGAGUCCAAGGAGAAGCCCGCGGGGAGCAUCGACUCCUACCUAAAAUCCGCCAACAGCUGGCUGGCAGAGAAGAAGGACAUCGCUGAGCGGCUGCUGAAGAACACAUCGGCCAAGACAGAGAAUGUCAAGGGCUUCUUUGGGGGGCUGGAGACCAAGCUAAAGGGACCCCUGGCCAGGAAACACGAGGAGGAAGAGAACAAGCCCAAGGAGAAGCCGCAGAAGACUGUGACCGUGUGCAGCCCGGAGGAAGAAAGGAAGGGGGAGAAGAUCUACCUGUACACACACCUGAGGCAGCAGCCCAUCUGGCACACGCUGAGGUUCUGGAAUGCGGCUUUCUUUGACGCCGUCCACUCUGAGAGGAGAAAGCGGUCUCCCACCACCAGAGGGGAUGCUGGAGAGGAGGAGAAGAAGAGGGAGAAGUGGUGCCACAUGACCCAGGAGGAACGCAACGACAGUCUGCGGUUCAAUGAGAACAUCACCUUCGGGCAGCUGGGCACGUUCACUCACAACAUGCUGGCGUUCGGGCUCAACAAGAAGCUGUGUAAUGAUUUCCUGAAGAAGCAGGCCGUGAUCGGCAAUCUGGAUGAAGAGCAAUACAAGCUGCUGAGCGACCACAUUGAACAGAUGGCCAUCGAGUAGGCAGGCCGUGGGAGGUCGCCCAGAGCACCCUCCAGGAGGACUGAAGGUGCACACCCCUCUCCUGGGCCAGCGACUGGCUGUCACCCCACCUGAAGACCCUGCAUGACCUCGGCAGCACCCAGAGCCGCUCCACACUGCCCUAGAACUAGCGGUUAGAACAAUCUGGUUGCCCGUCUCCCCACCUCCCUUCUGCCUUGUCUGCUCCCCCCAUCCGCGUGCCAUAGGGUCCCUGGGAUUACACGAUAAAACCAAGGUGACUGCCCCUACUCCUGGGUGUCAGGCCUGUGACAGAGGACCGAGCAGGAGGCGGAGGAAGGACACCAGGGCCGAGGUGGGCCCAGGGCAGCACCUGCUGCAGCCGCCUGCGGGAGAGGGAGGGGGUGGGGUGCCCGUGGGAAUGCAGGUGGGGGCAUCAUGAGCUGGCACACGCCAAUGACAUGGGUGACAGUCUGGGACCCUCUUCUUCAGCAGCGGGAUGGAGUAGGGGUACUCCGCCAGUCGGGGCUCCUGCUGAGCCACAGCCCUGCGCAGGGGGCGGUGGGCCUCCCCGGGCAGGCUGGGUCAGUCCGUGGCUGCUGCUGGCCUCGCCAGCUCCCCACUGUGUGACCGGAACUGGAGUCACAGGAACCGCUAGGAGGAAAGGGACACUUCCUAUCUUAGAGAGGGAGAGAGCCCAGUGCAGAAGGCCCUGGCUGCGGAAGGCCCAGCGAGGGGUGUGAGCGCCCCAGAGGCCUCUUGGGAUCUGCGUGGCUGCUUGGGACUCACACCAGCACCGAGGUGUCAGUGUCAGGCCAUCUGAAAUGCUCCUGGUCAGCUGACGGCUUCCUUCUGAAGCAGAGAGAGUCCUGCACUCCGUCCCUGGGAGUAGCACGGGCUGUGUGCCCCGUGAAGAGGCACCAGAGAAGUCUCUUCAGUAGCUGCAAGACAACCACCCUUUCUAAAAGCAGACACUGCUGUUCUGUAUUUCAAGGAAGACAGAAAAAUCUGCGACGGUGUUAGACAGCGGGGCAGAGGCGGCUUCCCGGGGCAGUUGCAUGAGGCUCAUGGGUGGAGCGGCCAUGCGGCAUGGGGCCCUCCGCCCCCCGGCAGCCUUGGGAAGGCGCCUCUGCCCCCCUCGGCCCUCGCCGGCUGACCGCUGUCCUGCACACUCUGCAGAUACCCCUCGUCGUGCAUCCGGUGACCAGGAACCCUGGCUUUUCUCUCGGGGUUUGUCCCGGCUCGAGAGGACUGACGUGUGACAGCAAGCAGCCAGCAUGCGGCUCCUCCGGCCUGAAUAUUUCCCCAUCCGUCCGCUUCCCUCUGCCUCGCCCCUCGCGCUUGGGCACUGACCUUGAAAGUAGGCCCCGGGGCGUUCUCCUUCAUCCUCCCCUCCUGUUUCCCUCUCUACCUCCUCUCCUCUCGGUCAUUACAUUACAGUCUCCUCUGGAGCACAGCAAAAACAUGCCUGGUAGUCACUCACCCAUCCAGUGCUGGAACGCUUUCCCUCAUGGGAUGCCUCCCUGGAAUGUUCCAGAGACGAGCUGUAGCCGCACGUCUCGGUGAGGACAGGAGAGGUGACGUGAAGCAUGGUGUGAUGGGAGUGGGCAUGAGGACAGGAGAGGUGACAGGAAGCAUGGUGUGAUGGGAGUGGGCUGGUGUCCAAAGGCUGGAUCCCAAAACUCAGCUUGUUUUUAUGAUGGCAUCGUGUGUGUGUGUGUGUGUGAGAGAGAGAGAGAGAGAGAGAGGUCAGCCUAUCUGGCGAUGUCACCAAACAGAGCACAGCUGUGUUGCUGGGGCAGGUCCCACAGACCGCAGGUCCCCCCCACCCCCCGGCCAGUGUUGGGCCCCAGGGACAGUGCAUGCCUCUACCGAAUGCAUUUCAGAGAAAUAAGGUCAAAUUAAUGAGUAUGUGGACCCUCUUCCAAUGCCUAUUUCAGAUAAGGCAUCCCCUCCUAAAACGCUCAACUGUGACCCCUGAACCGUUGUGCUCCCCUCCCUCUCUGUAGAAUCAGGGCCGCAUGGGGAGGGGGGCUGUCUGAGGCCCCUGCAAGGCUCUCCUUUCAACUGCAUUAUCAUUGGCUUUAUUAGUCAUUUCUCAGUAGUUAGUUGAAAUGCGUUACAACUUUAUUGUAAGGUGCCCCAAAGACUUAUCCUUGUAUAUAUCAGAUUUUUGUAUAGAAGCCUGAUUCUGAUUUCUGGAGGGAGUGAAGUGGGUUCUGAGGCUCUUUCCAGAGUGCCAGGGAGUGGGCAUGGCCCUUUCCCCCUGGGGAGGGGCCGGUAGGACCCCUCCGCCUUUGGAGGGAAACACCCCUUUGACUUCUUGGGCUUUUCCAAGCACUUUAAUUUCAAAAAUGAUAUUGAGACGUUGAUUCCCCCCUGUAGGCCUCUUGAAGUAGCAGUUGGAGGUGGAAGCAAGGCCUGCUUAGGGUUUUCUCCGCCCCCGCCGCCAUUGCUUGUUCUUCUGGCUGGGCAGAGUGGGGUUGGGCUGCCGGGCUUGCUUGGACCGUGCCAGAGACCUGGACCCUCCUCAGAGGCAGCAUUUCACCUCACAGUGCCUCUGGCCGGUGUCACUUGGAGGAGUCCCGUCCCUAGAAAGAAGGCUGGCAGCCUGCCCUACUGAGGGUGCCUCUGUCCCUGGGACUCCGUCUCUCCCCCUGGGGGCCCGGCCAGAGCAGACCGACGUGGGACAUCUCAGAGGUCCCAGCGUGCGGAGAGGGCUCCCUCUGGUGCACACACAGGGACACGUUGGUGUGAGAGCCCUGCGAACCCUUCCUAUAAACUCAGGAACAGUAGACUCAGUGCAGGAAGGGUCAGAUCAUAUCCUAGAAGAGAGCUUCCCGUCCCAGCAGGUAGAGUGUCCGAAGCUGGGAGCUCUGAAGGCUCGCCCUUCGGCACUGGUGUUUCAGACUUUCUGCUGGCUGUCCUCCGGGGCUGUGGAAAUCCCAGUGAGCCAGGACAGCUAAUCCUCUCAAAUAAAAAGUUCCCUGCUUGGAAAACAGGAUGAUGUUGAGAUGCAGCUUUUGGAGGUGGGGCUGGUGCUGAGGGAGAGCGAGAGAGAGAAUCCCAAGCAGGCUUCACACCCAGUGGGGAGCCCAAGGCGGGGCUCAGUCUCAUGACCCUGAGAUCAUAACCUGAGCUGAAACCAAGAGUCAGAUACUGAACUGACUGAGCCACCCGGACGCCCCAAGAUGCAGCUCUGUGUUUAGCCUUUGUUUUAAUUUUAGCAAUAUUGGUAGAUGUGUAAGCGGGGGGGGGGGGGGGGCACGUUAAUAUUCAGGUUGCAUCUGCUGUGUGUGUGCAUGUGUGUUUAACCAAAGGUAGGAGAGCAGGAUUCCGAUAUCCUAAGUUAUUUGUACAGUAAAAUGGAGUGAACUAUGAUUUUCCUGUUGCCAAAAAAGGGGGGGAGGGUUUGCUAAGAAGUUCUUAAGUUACCAAAAGGAGGACCAGAAAAGAGUCCCGUUUUCUGAGUUCUGUACCCAAAUUAAAAUCUAGGAUGUUCAGGUUAGCCCGAGAGCCCACCUGGGGGCAGGUCAGCCGGUGAAACCCCCCAAGCAGACGUGAACAGAGGCCCAGGGCAAGAGCCAGGCAUGCCUCCCUUUUCUCUGUGCUCCUCUGCGGAGUCGAAACCAGUGUGUGCCCUACUUCUCCAAGCCCAGCUAGACCGCAGAGUUCAUUGCCGGGGAGAGGAGACCCAGCCUUGGAGUUUGCUCCCCGAUGGAAUGUUUUAUGCGACUAGCUUGUGCCACUGAGUGCCUGGCAUUCCAGACUCCGGAUGCAAGGCACACCACGAAGGAGUGUGUGCGAGGCUCUGUCUAACCCCCGUGACCGUGACCACCAAUCGGGGCUGAAAGUUGCAGGCCUGACCCUCCUGCUCGUUACAGCUGCCUAACGGUGGGCUUUUAUUUAGGGAGGAUCCAGGUGAGCCCGUGAGGUUUGAUCAGUUUUGUUACCAGAUUACCUAAAACUGGAGAUACUUGGCAGCUGGGGUGGGGGGUGGGCGGGAGUCCUUUGUCCAGAACAGUGAGGAAGCUUUGGAAGAAGAAUUUGUCAUCCAGAGUGGGGAACCUGGGCGCAGGGGAGCGAGGUCCAGCCCCAGCCUCGGGAGAGGGGGGUACAGCGCUCAGACCAGCUCAGGCAGCUCUCUUCUCUCCCCAUCUUCAGUCAAGGACCAGCUGCCGGGUGGGAGUUCCUCCUGCCCCCUAGUCCCCCAGCCUUGUAGUUCUGAACCCUUACUCUCAUGUCUCUCUGCGUCCCCCUAGGUUCCCUAUAAAUCAUUUAUUCCUUAUGACUCCCGGGGAGGAGUUUCACCAAAAAGGGAAUUGCAUCGGCUAGAAGCACCCCUAAUUGAGUAAUGUGCAAUGUUCAGACCUCGGGCAAAGCCACACAGGCCAUAUGUCCCAUACGUCCUUGUCGUCGUGGGGCUGGGAAUAGGGGGUGUGUUGUUCACCAGAUAACAAAUGGAGGAGUCCUUUUCAGAUUGUUCACCUUCAGCAAAUAUACUCGAUGCUAAGACCAUCCUCCAUGGCAGCCUCUGGUGGGCUUCAUCGGUGUCCCUUGCUGUCCCUGGGCCCGAGAGUCUCAUACUCCUCGGGGAAGGAUGGAAGGGUCUCGGGGGGGCCGGCGUGCUCUGUGCCUUGGCACUGUCUUGUGCUCCCCUAGUCAACCAGAGCCCGGGAAUGGAACCCCACCCCAGCUGUGUCCAGGGGACUCACAUGUCCCCAGGAUUCCAGUGGGGCACUGUUCCCCCUUGCGGGCUCUUGGUUACUAACAGAAAGGGAUAAACUUGUGAUUUCCAGAAGAGCGUCAGGAUGGUCUGGGUUUGCCCAUCUUCCCGUCACUUCCACACACACCUGUCACAGGGUGUCCGAAGUUGGGGGAGAACUCGGAUCGUCGCCUAACCCCCAGACUCCAAGGCUUUGACAAGGCAGAGUCAGAGCAGAGCCCACCACCACCUGGAGCCCUCCUGAGCUGCCCCUGAAGGGGUCUGCACUUGAGCUAAAACGGACCACCUAUUGGUAAAUCCCCCUUGACCCAGAGGUCAGUCCUAGAACUGGGGGCUAGUACCUGUUCCCUCCUUGGACAUGUGCUCGUGAAAACAGGGGAAGAAGGUACUGCGGGCGCUGUCCCCGCACGUCAGCUCUGACAGGGGCGGGGUCCUAUUCUCUUCUGUGCCAGAGACAGCGUGGGUUAGCUUCCUCCGUCCCUGCGGUCAUGAGCGAGCCUGGGGCUGUCACUCCUGUAAGGCGCCUUGAAGAAGACAAGCCCAACCUUUGAA
Mirounga angustirostris (Northern elephant seal) is the source of this 7308-nucleotide messenger RNA. Its product is annotated as KIAA0513 ortholog. Lineage: Eukaryota; Metazoa; Chordata; Mammalia; Carnivora; Phocidae. The coding region runs from base 819 to 2054 and encodes 411 amino acids. The transcript is spliced from 17 exons. The record is from RefSeq and is a predicted model, not a curated record.